GUGCUGCUCCAGGUGCUGGGGGCGCGUCUGCGAGGAGGAAAGCGGGUUUCAAUUUCAAACCCAAAUAGUCGGAGGGACGAGCCAGUGGAUUGUGGGACAGCCUCGAUACCAAACAGUCCAUCUGCCGCGUUUAGCCGCAGAAACUGCACCGCUAACCAGCGCAGAGCCGCAUAUUUAUGCCCUGUCGUGGUUGAAACGCGCUGCCGCUGAAUCCAAAAAAAAUAAGUCGCCUCUCUGAAGCGUCUUGCUGCUCUAGGUUUUUCCGCGCCUGGCUUGAUUUGGAUGACAAACGGACACUUGGCUCGUUUGCUCGCAGGAGGUGACGGACACAGAUUUUAAAUAAAACCACUACCGUGUUUUAAUUAACGCACGCAAGGAGCCGUUUCUACCGGGAGACAUGCCGAGGUCCAACAGGCAAAAGGAAUACAAACCCGGGGAUCUGGUGUUCGCCAAGAUGAAGGGCUAUCCGCACUGGCCUGCCAGGAUUGACGAGUUGCCUGAAGGAGCCGUGAAGUCGCCCUCUAACAAGUAUCAAGUGUUCUUUUUUGGGACACAUGAGACGGCAUUCUUGGGGCCCAAGGAUUUGUUCCCGUAUGAUGAAUGCAAGGAGAAGUUUGGAAAAGCAAACAAGAGGAAAGGCUUUGCUGAGGGACUCUGGGAGAUUGAGAACAACCCCACUGUUACGCAUGAAGCCUACGAGUCAUCAAAGAAGGACAACGCGUCAGAAGGAGCAGGGGAUACAGGCAGUUCAGAGAAAGCAGAUGCUGAGGGCAGCAGCGACGAGGAUGAAGGGGCUCUGGUCAUCGAUGAGAAGAAUGAGAGGGGAGGAACUAAACGAAAAGCAGAGGAGUCCACAGAGGAAUCUCCCAAGCGGCCAAAGGAUGCAGAGGCGGAAGGUGACUCUAAAGUAGAAAGCAACAAGUCCAAUGCAGAGGCCAAGCUCAACGAUGUGGCUGGACCCAAGGCGACUGCUCCCUCCUCACUGAGCGAGUCGAAACCAGAGGCCCAGGAAAAGGCUCCAGAAGGCAGCCAGCUAACAGCAGACAAGCCUGCAACAGAUAGCGCUUAACAUCAACUCAGAAGAAAACCAAGAACCUUUGACGCUUCUCUCUGGAAUUCAAGCAUCAACAUGAUUACCUGCUGGAUGCCAGAUUUCAGCUGUUUAAUUAAUAGGAGAAUUUUAAAAGAAACUUAAGUGUUUGUAUUGAGAGACAAACAAAUCCUCAUUUGCCAUUUCUGGAAUAUCAUAUAUCCCAGAGACAAAAAAGUUUGCUAAUCUGAUUUCAAACAAUUGAACUGAGCACUUUAAGGCUCAUUUAUAAAUGGGAUUUUGGUGUGUAUAUAUUUUUUAUUUCUAAGUGCAAUUACAUAAUUACAAAGACUGAAUGCUAGGUGUCAAAACAUUUUUCAGUUCAGAGGGAAUAAACACUGAAUAUAUCAUAAAUACGAAAGAAGAAGAAGAUUUAAAUCACAAUAAAAAGAUAAAUUUAUUUGACAAAUACUCCCAUUUGAUGAUUUUAAAACGUAGAUAUUGUACAGGAAAAAGAAGCGAUUUUCACCCACAUACUCAGCUUUAGUUCAUGAAAUAACUUUCACUUCCAUUUGUAUCACCUAGCUUCUCAGCCUCAUUUAAAUCAUUUAUUCAGCCAUUGGAUACAUGAUGAGUUGCACUUUCAGAGUUUUCUUUUUCUGCCCCAUUAAUCAUCGUCUACUUCACUCUGACAGUUUUAUGCAACGCAGGUUUAGGUGUGUAUAAGCUUCAUUGCAGGUGACCAAAUUAUGUGAUUCAUUUCACAGGAUCCCAUACGUGGACUACUUAGCUUUUGAACAUAUGGAUUACGUAAACCCCAUUUGAGAAGAACUAUUGUAGGAUUUAAGCUGUUACUUCCUGUUAAAGUAAACCCCUCUGUAGCUUGUUUAUCUCAUCAUGUGCAUUGUUGAAAGACAUUCCUGAAUGUUGUUGUGUUUGAGCUCGAUCUUGAAACAUUAAAAGUGGAGGUGGCUCAGUGGUGAUCGCUGCAGGGGAAAGGUUGUUUGUGGCCACCUUCUUCUGGGGAAAUCAUUUGGCAAACUCUUUCGAAACCAUUAAUUCUCAGUUACAUGUUAAUAAUAAAAUGUCAUAUUUAGCUCACAUUUGUGCCGCGACUGGCUUGAUACUGGAGAUGUAACGGCCAAGUACGUUUGAUUGCACUCAGUAAAUUAUUCAUGCCAACGUGAUCGACUCAAAGAACAGACAGAUGUGUUUGACUCUGGUUUCUGACUUUUUGGUUUCCCACCCUCUUAACUGGAAUAUGAGUCUGUUUUACUUCAGUGGUCUUAUUAUUUUGAAUGUGAAACAAAGUUGUGAUGUUUUAAAGACGUGUUUUAUUCAACCAUCUGUUCGGACAUAUUCAAAAAAAUUAUGAUGUUGUCAUUUUCCACUAUGGAUAAUUUUGGUGCGAAACUCGAUCCAAGUGUUCAAGCCUUUUCACCAUGUUACUUGAAUGUCAUUGUCAUCGCUUCGGUGUUCUUUCAGGUAUUUUUGCAACAUUUAGCCUGCAGUUCAUCACAUUAUGUACUAAAAGUAAUUCUGAAUGUUGUGUCUGAGACGGCCACCUUCCCUUCACCGCGCCGCUGAUUUCAAAAUACAAAAUGGUCAAAGCUCCAAACGCCACUUCAGAUCUGCAGUUAGUUCCAAGGGUUUAAUUUGGCAUUAGAGUGUAAUUUUUGGUUUAGCUUUCUCUGUUACUUUCGGAAGCUGCCAUUCAUCUUAAUCUGCUGCUUAGUUUACUAUUGUAGUUGCCAGUCCAUUUAAUAAACAUGUUGAUUACAAAAAAA
Amphiprion ocellaris (clown anemonefish) is the source of this 2817-nucleotide messenger RNA. RefSeq names its product hepatoma-derived growth factor. Gene Ontology annotation, cellular component: nucleus. The record is from RefSeq and is a predicted model, not a curated record. The transcript has 6 exons. Bases 398 to 1069 code for a protein of 223 amino acids. Gene Ontology annotation, molecular function: transcription coregulator activity; double-stranded DNA binding. Gene Ontology annotation, biological process: regulation of transcription by RNA polymerase II. NCBI's taxonomy places the organism in Eukaryota, Metazoa, Chordata, Actinopteri, Pomacentridae.